This is a messenger RNA of Diachasmimorpha longicaudata, 641 nucleotides long. RefSeq names its product mitochondrial import inner membrane translocase subunit TIM14. The record is from RefSeq and is a predicted model, not a curated record. Lineage: Eukaryota; Metazoa; Arthropoda; Insecta; Hymenoptera; Braconidae. The coding region runs from base 147 to 497 and encodes 116 amino acids. Gene Ontology annotation, molecular function: ATPase activator activity. Gene Ontology annotation, cellular component: PAM complex, Tim23 associated import motor. The transcript is spliced from 3 exons. Gene Ontology annotation, biological process: protein import into mitochondrial matrix.
GGUUGGAGGCGCUACCCCUAGUGCCCCUAGGGCAGGCCAAGUGAUCCCUAGUACCCCAAGUGUCGUGAGCAAUAAAUGUGUUAUUUCGUGUGACAUUUUUUGAACUUGGGAGUAAAUUUACGUCGCAUCUUAUAUCCUGAUAAAGAAUGGCGAGUACAGCUAUUGUGGCUGGUGUUGGCAUUGCCAUUGUCGGCUUCGGGGGUCGUUACAUUAUCAGAUCCAUGCCAACUCUCUCUAAAAAGAUGUCGGAAGCUCUCAAAUCGCUUCCCAAACUUGACUCCCAGUCACUGGCAAAUAGUAAAUACCACAAGGGUGGAUUUGAACCAACAAUGACGAAAAGGGAAGCCAGUCUGAUUCUGGGUGUCUCUCCUACAGCUAACAAGGCUAAAGUUAAGGAACAGUUUAAAAAAGUAAUGUCUGCCAAUCAUCCGGACAGAGGAGGAUCCCCCUACAUAGCUGCCAAAGUAAACGAGGCAAAGGAUAUGCUGGAAAAGUAAUGCAACUAAAAUUUCUUUGUACAUAAUUAGAAAAAUAACCGACAUGUAAAUAAUUGACGUGAAUACACUGCACCUGAUUAUUACCCAAUAUAAAUUAUUAUUAGAUCAUGAGCAAUAAACUGAAGCCUCAUAUCAAUUGCAAAA